Messenger RNA from Pocillopora meandrina, 690 nucleotides. The record is from the annotation of a GenBank genome assembly. NCBI's taxonomy places the organism in Eukaryota, Metazoa, Cnidaria, Anthozoa, Scleractinia, Pocilloporidae.
AUGUUCCAGAUCCUCCGCACUCCACCGUCAUGGGCGAAGGACCAUCGACUUUCUGGUUGUAUCGUCACAAUUUUUGGCCAGUCUGACAUCCAGAACAUUGACGUACUCGGUAAGAUAUACGAUACUCUUACUCUGUAAGUUUUCAAGUUUGCAAGUUUUGGUGGUGAAAAUGAAACUGCACAUAGUUUAAAAGAAAUUAUCAUGCCUCUUCUGGGUCAUUAAAAAUGAUUCUUACAGACUGAAUGACAGAAACUAGAAGUAUUUAUUUUUCCGCACUAUAUUUAACUCGUUCAAAACCAUGACGCCUCAACGUUUGCCGUUUCAGAAUUUUCAGUCCAAAAUCAUGGAUUCAUGUGACUCAGCCUGUGCCCCUUUGUCGCGUGAAGUAAAAGCAGAUUUGAACUUAACUACCUCAAGUUGCACUAAUGUCUCGGUAAGCAACGAAGUUGUUGAGUUUUGUCUUAAUUUUCUCAUCGUGUGAAUCCAAUAUGAGCUCGAAUGAUUGCAGUAUUCGAUUUGAACAAAUUAUAAUGACUAAAUCAAACUUAAAAGAAUGCAAUUAAUUACCAAGCAUCACAUCGUGGACGGACAGGUCUCCCCUCUCUCGGUCGGGAGAUGUUAAUGUUUUCACAUAUACUCCUUGGGGUUGAAAACGGUAGUCUGUUACCUCCCAGGGUAUUUCCACCUUAG